GUCUUACUUUCGACGAGCACUUCGAACAGGAAGGAGCGAUGAAGUUCGUGGCUUGACCGAAAGAGUUCUCUUGACACACGUGGUAAUGCGCUGAACAAGUCUCUGAUCACAGAAAUGACCAUCACCUCAAGUCAGUCAUCUUCGAGGGCAAUUGAAGCAUAGAUGGAAGAAAAACAGACAACAAGUAAUAGAGACUAUCACGUGCGGCACUCGGUAAAGCUUCCUCGUUUCUUGCAGCGGGAGCAUCCGCGAUUGCGCGUUGGUCAUUCUAGAGUUGGAUGCUGAUUUCACAGACCUGAUGCGCAUUAUUAUCGCAACAUCCACCUCCGGCUACCAGACAUUAUUCACCAGGCCGGUUACCUCACAUCGGCGUGUGAACUGAGUCGGCAUCAUGGCGGCCGUCCAGGACCAAGCGGCCAUUGAUUUCGCCAGCUCACUCACUCCAUCCGACAUUCCGAUCAAGCUACGAUGCGCCACAUGCAGCAAGCUCGCUGUCAACGCCUUCAAGCUCCAAUGCUGCGACUCAUCCAUCUGUCAAGAUUGCCAGGCAACACUAUCCGAAGCCUGCCCAGUAUGCAGUCACUCUCCUCUGGACCCCGACAUGUGCAAGCCCAACAAGUCAUUGCGCAUGACCAUCCGAUCCUUCAUCAAGGCCGAGGAGAAGAAGAGAGCUGCCGCUGCUGAGGCUGCCGCAGCAGCAGCCGCUGAGCCCGAAGAGACGCCAAUCCAACCAUCCGAGACACCUGCCGAUCAAUUACAAGAAGAGUCGGAGGCCCAGGCCGAGGUAUUCGCUGAGAUAAGCCAGGAAGAAGGCGCCGCUCCCGCAGAUGUCGCAGAUGAUGCGACCGCGCCAGAGGCCACCGACCCACUCGCUCAGGUUGAAGAGGUUUCUGAACAACCCGCGACCGGAGACGUCACGGAUCCGGAUCAAGCUGAGCAGACAACUGGACCUGAGGAAGACGCUGUUGCGCAAUCAAUCGAAGGCGUCGACCCAGAGAACACUGAAGGCGACCAAAAGGAUGUACCGGAGGACAGCGAGACCCAACAACAGGACCAGAAUGGCCAGGACGCUACCCAAAACAACAUGCAGAACAUGGACUGGAACGCUGCUAACGGAUUUAACCCUAUGAUGAACAUGGCCAACGGUUUCAACCCGAUGAUGGGCAUGAUGGGCAUGCCUGGAAUGAAUCCCAUGUCCAUGUUUGGUGGCUUUGGCCCCGGCGCAAUGGGCAUGCAAGACAUGAGUGGUAUGAACAUGGGAAUGGGCUUUGGUGGCGGUUUCGGUGGCAAUUGGAAUGGACAGCAGGGAAUGGGCGGAAACUUUGGCGCUGGCUAUUAUCCCAACGCUGGAUAUAAUCAACCCCAAAUGCACCAAGGAGGCUAUGCCAAUCAACAGUUCCCCAAUCAUAAUAACUACCAGAACCAGAAUCGCUUCCACCAGCGUGGUGGUUUUGCUGGCCGUGGGAGAGGCGGCGGUGCCUUUGUUGGUGGAAAUGCUGGUUCAUUUAACCAAUCUAACCCUCAGGCCCAGCAAGACGACGCUUCUCAUCCUCAGGAUUCUGAACACGGCGAUCGUCGUCCUUCUCAAGCCGGUACCGAUUCUGCUGAGGCUGGUGCUGAAAGACGCAACUCCCAAUCUGUAGCUCCCGCGUCCCAGAUGCCAGCAGAAGAGACAUCUGCCCUAGAGCAACAGCCAGAUACCGCCAAUGAGGAGACUAACGAACAGAUGCCUGAAGGUGAAGAGCAAACAGAAGCUCAAGGUUUCGAGAAUGGUGACGAGAUGCAAGGAAUGCAAGACGAAGAAGGAAAUCAGAUCAUGCAUUCGAACAAUGAAGGUGCAAACAUGAUGGAUCCCAAUGCCUUCAGCCCAGCCAUGAUGGCUAUGGGUGGUUUCAACCCUGCCAUGACACCGAUGAUGCCAUUUGGUAAUCAGAACGGCUUCUUCCCGCAAAACAACUUCAACGGAGGAUUUGGCGGAAGAGGAAGGGGCGGGUACAGAGGCAGAGGCGGCUUCCGUGGUCGAGGUGGCUUCAAUCCCAACAUGCACGGCGGCUUCAAUGGACAUAUGUCACAACCUCCUGAAGAUUUCACAGUCGUUGCAGGAUCCACAGAAGGUCCACCAAUUGAUGCUCCCAAGGGUCCCAAGGCUAUGCGUGAAGGUCUUCCCAACAGUGGCAUCUAUAGCAGAGGUGGCUAUCAAGGUGGAAGAAACGCUCAUCACACACCCACUCCUCAACCUCAAUCUCUUCCUGCUCAAUCACCACAGCCGCAGAGAGAACGCAGCCAGUCUCCUGUCCGCGACAACAGAGAACGUGGUCGUUCGCCUUCGCAUUCUGCAUCCGGCUCUCAUAGCCGCAAGCGCAAGCAUAGUGUCGAGUCUCAAGGCAGUGAAGCUCGCGACCGCAGACGUGACAGACGUCGCCGUCAUGAAAGAAAACACGAUGACGAGCCUGUCGAUGAGAGAAGAGAGGUGACAAGAUCCGACUCCGGCGACGAAGACACAUCUAGGCGAUCACGUCGCCGUCGGGACAAGGAUAAGCACCGUUCAACCCGCGACGCCAGCAGAGACCGCGACCACCGUCGCCGCCGUAGUAGAUCUCGCGGCGGCGAAAAGGAUCACCGCACCACCAACGACGACGCCACCUCGCGACCUAAGAGCCGCCGCGAGCGCGAACGCGAAAGGGAAAAAGAACGCUCCGACCGCGACAGAAAUGAUCGCGACCGCAAACGCUCACGCAGAGACCGCUCGACUUCUGCAAAUGGCAACACAGACCACUAUUCCUCUUCCCGCCGCUCUCGCCGCGACGACCCGCCACCCACUGAAGUCGACCAAGGAUUCAAAAUUAAGGGCUCUCGCGGCAGCAAACAGGCUUUUGCUCCACCCACCGGCCCACGCAAAGACCGCGGUAGCACCAACAACAACGAAGACCGCAGACGUCCAUCUCUGCAAUCCGUCGCUGUUCCCCAAGAUACCUCUACUUCAGCCGCCGCAGACCCAUACGCUCUAGAACGCGAAGCACGUAUCAAAGAACGCAUGGCCAAAGAACAACAACGACGUGAAAGCGCCACGAUGGGCAGUAGCAACAAGAGAGGCAGAAACGAAGACGGCGGUGGUGGAAGAAGAGGCUCCAAUGCUGGGUUUGAAGCACAGCAGAAGGGAGGAGGUAGGAAGAGUAGAAAGAUCAGUUAUAGGUAUGAGGACGAAGAGGGUGAGGAGGCUAGGGCUGAAAGAGUGGAGAGGGAGAGGGAGGCUGGGAGAUGGAAUUGAUGAUUGCAAAGGAGGA
This is a messenger RNA of Aureobasidium pullulans EXF-150, 3284 nucleotides long. RefSeq lists its product as uncharacterized. Bases 392 to 3268 code for a protein of 958 amino acids. The record is from RefSeq and is a predicted model, not a curated record. The transcript is spliced from 5 exons. Lineage: Eukaryota; Fungi; Ascomycota; Dothideomycetes; Dothideales; Saccotheciaceae.